This is a messenger RNA of Phragmites australis (common reed), 727 nucleotides long. Its product is annotated as large ribosomal subunit protein eL21x/eL21w-like. Gene Ontology annotation, biological process: translation. Gene Ontology annotation, cellular component: cytosolic large ribosomal subunit; ribosome. Gene Ontology annotation, molecular function: structural constituent of ribosome. The transcript has 2 exons. The coding region runs from base 90 to 587 and encodes 165 amino acids. The record is from RefSeq and is a predicted model, not a curated record. Lineage: Eukaryota; Viridiplantae; Streptophyta; Magnoliopsida; Poales; Poaceae.
CUGGCCUGGCGAGCCCUAGCGCCGCACACUCCCGCCGCCGCCGCCGCCGACGCCGCACAGCCGCAGGAAGGAGGAGGAGCAGGAGGAAGAUGCCGGCGGGGCACGGGCUGCGGUCGCGGACGCGCGACCUGUUCGCGCGGCCGUUCCGCAAGAAGGGGUACAUCCCGCUCACGACGUACCUGCGCACGUACAAGGUCGGCGACUACGUCGACGUCAAGGUGAACGGCGCCGUGCACAAGGGUAUGCCGCACAAGUUCUACCACGGCCGCACCGGACGCGUCUGGAAUGUCACCAAGCGCGCCAUCGGCGUCGAGAUCAACAAGCAGGUUAAUGGCCGCAUCAUCAGGAAGAGGAUCCAUGUCCGCGUGGAGCAUGUGCAGCCAUCCAGGUGCACGGAGGAGUUCCGCCUGAGGAAAGCCAAGAACGACCAGCUCAAGGCAGAUGCCAAGGCCCGUGGUGAGGUCAUUAGCACCAAGAGGCAGCCCGAGGGACCUAAGCCUGGCUUCAUGGUUGUUGAGGGUGCUACACUUGAGACAGUCACUCCUAUUCCUUAUGAUGUGGUCAAUGAUCUCAAGGGUGGUUACUAGAUGCUUGUCUGUUGAGCAGCUUGAGCAACUUAGCAUCAAUGCUUGUCUGAAUGUUUUUGGUACUGAUUAGUCUUUUUUUGCUGUCUGAGUAUGAACCCAUGUGGCUACUGGUUAAUUAAAUAUUUUGCUAUGGUUGAUUA